AUGAGGAUGUUACUACAAAAAACGGCUGACAGUAAGGGAUUUGAUAGAGAAGGUAAGUUGCGAGCCAUUUGUGGUGGUGGACGUUAUGAUCAUUUGCUUUCUACUUUUGGCGGUGAUGACAUUCCUGCGUGUGGUUUUGGCUUUGGUGAUGUUGUCAUUAUCGAACUGCUAAAGGAGAGACAACAUAUACCAGAAGUUCCACUUGAAUUGGAGAACAUUGUUUGCUCGUUGGAUCCCGAUCUUCAAGGUGCAGCUGCAACUGUUGCUACCCUUCUUAGAGGAAAGAGCCAGUGUGUUGAUUGGGUUUUGGAAAAACAAACCACUUAA
Molecule: messenger RNA, 327 nt
Organism: Helianthus annuus (common sunflower)
Lineage: Eukaryota; Viridiplantae; Streptophyta; Magnoliopsida; Asterales; Asteraceae
Product: histidine--tRNA ligase, chloroplastic/mitochondrial-like
Exons: 3
Coding region: 1-327 (108 amino acids)
Biological process (GO): histidyl-tRNA aminoacylation
Cellular component (GO): cytoplasm
Molecular function (GO): histidine-tRNA ligase activity
Source: RefSeq, a predicted model, not a curated record